UGCAGCGGCAAAUUGUGCCUAAAUUGGCAUUUUGGAGCUCUUGAAGCAUCUCAAUUGUGCGGCAGGAGGUCCUACAAGUCGACAAGCCGAGACUGACACAAGUCAUCUCUGCCUCUGUCACUUGAUCAGGAUUGCCCCCAGACGAAGACGAGAGCAUGGAAGAAGGCGUCUCGCAGAUGUCACUUGGCUCGCCUUCUGGCCCGGGAACGUGCAGCCGAGGGGGGAUUGCCGGUCUCAACUCUCGUGGUGGAAAGGGCAGAGGGGGAGGCAGAGCCGGCAUGGCAAAGCGGAAUCUGGCUUCGCUCGCGCCCGGAGGUCUCCCAGGGACAGAUGAUGGGCGAUCCUUCGGCCCUCGAGCAGGAGACGUUGGUACUCGGUCGCCUGCCAAUCAGCAGAUUCACAAAGAGGUGGCAGAGAACACGGCAGGGAUGAGCAAGCUAGCUCUGUUGGCGCAGAAGCGAAAGGCGGCUGCUGCUGCUGCAUCACAGCCUGCGGCCACAUUGAGUCCGAGCAAGCGGUCUCCCGAAACAGGAGCCGGAAUUGCAGCGACCCAGGCGGGAGUGGUGGCUGCGGGCGGCUCAGCUGCUGCGAUGCAGUCUGCUGACGCUGGCCGACCAAGCAAGCUGCAAGCGCUGGCUCAAAGUGGGCAGCCAAAGCAAGCGACACCUGUGUCUCAGACUGCAUCGCCAGCAUUGCCUGCAUCUGGGCCACCGACCGAUGCCAGCGGCAAGCCUCUGUCGAAGCUACAGCAGAAAGCCUUGGCUGCCAAACAAGAGCGGGAGAGAAAAGAGGCGCAGAAGCGUACUGCGGAGUCCGGGAUGCAAGGCGGCGAGGGGAUGGACAUUGACGGAUCGCACAACACUGUUGUAUCGUUAGAGGCCGACAGUACUCCCUCACGGCUGUUGCCGGGGGGUCUGGCAGAGCUCUCACUCUUUCCGACAAGAAUGUCGACGCCGUCUGCACACCCUCGGAGGUCAGAGGUUGGCGAGCUUCUAGCUCAGUCGACUGACCUGCCACAGCCAGAUCCUUCCACCUUCCUCAGCCUGGUAGCAGGAGACGAGGUGUCGAAGGCUGCUUUCGUCGAGCCGAGCCCUGAUGACAAGGUGGUGAAAGCGCGGCAGGGGACCAAGCUGGGUGCUUGAUUUCAACACUCAGGACUGCGGAUUUUGAGACGAAUCGUCAUACCUGUCUCCAAUUCUGGGACUGCCUCUGACAUUGCCUCAUGCCACUCUCUACGUAUUUAGCGACAGCAGCAAAAAAGUCAGGCACAUCAACCCCACAACAUCAACUCAAA
Microstroma glucosiphilum is the source of this 1294-nucleotide messenger RNA. RefSeq lists its product as hypothetical. Bases 156 to 1142 code for a protein of 328 amino acids. The record is from RefSeq and is a predicted model, not a curated record. The transcript has a single exon. Lineage: Eukaryota; Fungi; Basidiomycota; Exobasidiomycetes; Microstromatales; Microstromataceae.